GCUAUCCAGCUAUGUAUUAGCAUAAAUGAUACGGAACCUGAAAACGCACAGGAACAACGCAUUUUGUUCUAUUUGUAAGACUUUAUGUAUACAUUAAACGCGAUCAAUAAUCAGCGUUUGUUGACGUUUUAUUUACACGUUGUAAAUAACACCUCUGUAUUCAGUGUAGCGUGCCAUUGGUUUUUAUUUUUAAUUGCAACGGCUUUAUGUGAGCACAAAGGCCUACACUAGCCGUGGCUAACAAGCAUGUAUCCCUCUUGGGGUAAUUAUGGUGGAGCAAAUCAACAACCAUCGCAGCAUUUCGGUGCGCCGAUGGGACCGUCUCCUCAAGGUGAAGCGCUCGGCGGAGGAUUCGGGGUGUAUGGAGCCGCUACACCCGCAGCUGCACCCGGUUCAACUUUCAACAGCCUGCGGGAGCAGCAUCUCCAGCAGAUGCAGCAACUUCAACAGCUCCACCAAAAACAGCUCCAAUCCGUCUUGCACCACGACAGGAACGUAAAUUCUAGCCCUUAUGGGGGUGCGGGAAAUGUUGCUGCGACGGAGUCAUGGCAAGGCAGCUCGGGAUAUGGGUAUGGUUCAGUGGGGCCUGGUGCCCCUUCCUCUUAUCAAGAUGAAUAUCAGUCCAUGCAGACUGGUCUUCCUGGGCCACAACAACUGCAACAGCCGCCGCCGCUACCACCACAUUCUCCGCAGCCCAAGGAGACCCGGCCCCAGCCGCCCCCACCGGAACCAACCCCACCGGUGCCUAGUCAGAACAAUGGUACUCCAGCUACUAAAGAGGUAAACAAGAGAGAAUCAUUGGCCUUGAAAGACCAAGCAAAUUCCUCCGCGCUGGAGGAGGAAAAACCCACAUUUACAUCAAUGUCGAUACAGGAACAACAGCAGUACUGGUAUAAACAGCACCUUCAGAACCUGCAGCGCCUAAAAGCAGAAAAGGCCAAACAAGGCCAGAACCAAGGUGAAGGUCCAACUCCUCAGCCUACUACGGCGGGAGCCCCGCCACCUCCAUCUGAGCCGCCCAAGAGUACACCACCACCUCCCCCACCUAAAGAGGAGCCUCCACCACCCCCUCCACCAGUCGAUGACACUCCGGCAGCCCAGGACCCGGCUGAGAUGGCCCGACUGCAGCAGCUCCAGAGUGCGGCGGCCCAGUGGCAGCAGGCCCAGCAGCAGAGAGCCGGUUUCCAGUACCAGGCCCUGAUGCAGCAGCACGGCCAGCUACAGACCAUCCUUAACCAGUACCAGCAGUGUAUCCAGCAGCCUGCACAUCUGGAGACGAUGCCCAUACACAUGCAGUUGCGGCAUUAUGAGAUGCAGCAGCAACAGUUUGGCCCAGUGUUUGCAGACUGGAACCACACCUUCAGGCUGUGGCAGGAGCAGUUCCAGGCCUACCCACAUAAGGACCAGCUAGAAGAUUAUGAGUCACAGUGGAAACCGUGGCAGGAGCAGAUGAACUCCACCUCCGCACACCUACAGGAGAGAGUGUCAACCCUGAGAGCGAUGCAGCAACAGUAUGGAGGUGGCGCUGGUCAGUAUGGUGGUACUGGUGGGUAUGGUGACCAGUAUGGUCAGUACCCACCCUCUGUCCCAGAUCCCACCCGACCUGCUGGCCUGCCCACCUGCGGACCUCGACCUGGGCAGCAUGGUCCUUCAAAUACCCACCACAUGGGAACCCCAGCAGGAGAAGCACCCCAGGGCCCUCCAUCAGAGCCGUUCAAUAUGUCUGGACCUCCUGGGCCCAGAGGGGCUUGCCCACGACCACCAGGUCCCCCACCAGGACAGCCUCCAAGCUACCAAGGCCCCCGAGGACCCAGGUUUGAUGGUCCGAGAGGGAAUGGGCCACGGUUUGACCAGCAGAGAUUUAACAUCCCACAAGGACCCAGAUUUGACCAGCUGCGCCAGAGGUUUGACCAACCUGGACCGAGGGGACCAGGGCCACGAUUUGUGCAGCAUGGACCUAGAUUUGACCAGCCCCCGAGACCAGGCCCUCCACCUCGCUUUGAAAGACCUCCUGGUCCUUCUGUUCCCCAGCCCGGGCUACAACCCAAACCAGACACUUGUAAUGACACCAAACCACCACAGGGCAGGACUGAAACGCCAGCAGGUUCCAAGCCUCCUGGUAGUAAACCCACUGGGCCAGCCAAAUCAGGAACAGAGAGUUCAACCAAUCCAGGCAACUUGGCAGAACCAGAGGAUAUGUCAGAAGACUUAAUUGGCUCCCUUGACAGCUUCUUUGUGCAGAAAGACCCCAUCCCUCAGACAAAGGCAGAAGUUGAUGCAGCUCUGGCUGGUGAGGUCUCUAAUCAGAAGGUGAGCCCCCCUGGUUCUGCUGGUGCCGAACCUCCCAUAUCCACGGUUUCCUCUGGAGCGCCGAAAACUACUUCCCCAGCCAAGACUGCUCCUAAACCAGGAGGACAGACUGGACCAUUGAAGACUAAUGAAAAUAACAGGCCUCAGGAACAAAUUCCACACGGGCCGGAGGUUCCCAAGACAGACGCACAUCCUGGUCCUCCGGGGCCCAUGGUGCGUGGUAGAGGGGGACGUGGCCAGCCGCCAGGACAUGUCCCUGGGAGAGGAAGGGGGGAGUCAGACAGAGGGAUGUGGGGAGGGAAAGGAAGAGGUGAGGUCAAUAGAGGGAUGUGGGGAGUCAGAGGAAGAGGGGAAGCAGGCAGAGGGAUGUGGGGAGGAAGAGGGAGAGGGGAGGUGGAUGGAGGGUUGAGGGGAGGGAGAGGGGCAGAGUCAGAUGGAGGAAUAGGAGGACGAGGUUCUCAUAGGGGACGUGGAGGAAAACAGUCGGGUAUUCCUGAAUCCAGCCCCAACACUAUCCCCCUUGGAGACGGGAGGAGUGAGGGUGACAUGGAAGGAGUUCCUAUCGACUACAGACCUCCUCAGGAAGAGAUGGAACCUCAACAUGAAGGACAAGAGGAAGACUGGCAGCAGCCUGGAUGGCAACAGGACCCUUCACUAGAGAACACUGAAGAGCCUACUCUGCCUGAAGAAGAGAUGUGGGUCCCUGAAGAACACCACUACCCUCCAGAAGACUAUUAUGAAGAACCGGCAAGAUGUCCUCCUGUGGGGAGAAGUGAGCCUCCAGGUGGGUACAACUGGGAGGAAGAAGAGCACCAGCCUCCAAAAUACUGGGAAGAAGAAGGUGGAGAUCCAUACUGGAUGGACCGCAGACCCCCGCACCAUGGCAUGAGAGGCCCCAGGGCCCACUUCCCCCCUGGGCGUGGUCGACCCCCACGUGGCCGGCCAGGCUUUAUACACCAGGGGGGUCCCAGACGCCCCCUUCCUCCGCCUCACGGAUCUAUGGAUCCCCUGGGACCCACCAUGGGGUCCUACGAUGAGAUUGACCCCCUCGGACCUCCCAUGCAUCGAGACUACGACCCCCGUGGGCCCCCUAUACAUCAUGAUGUUAUGGAGAGAGACGUGAGGGGACGGCCUCCUCCACCACGAGAGAUGAUGGACAGAGAUCCUAUGGGGCCUGGAGGUCCUCCUCCCUAUCACGACAUGGAGCGGGACCCUGGCUGGCACCCUGGCCCAGGACGACCCCCCAACCACGGAAGAGGGGGUCCCAGAGGGCCCCCUCUUCCUCCUCAUGAAAUUAUGGAACGGGGAGGAAUGAGGAGGCGUCCGAUGGGUCCUCGAGGAGCCCCAAUGGGCAGGGGCCGGGGGAUGAUGCGGCGCCCCCUUCACCCGCACAAGGAGCCAGAGGAGGGUUAUGAAGGGUACAGGGAGGAGUUUGGUUGCCCUGUUGAUGAUGGGUAUGGAAGAAUGCUGCCACCACGUGACUGGCCCUCUCAUGAGUAUGAGGAGUAUUAUGGACACAAGCCUCUGCCACCUCCUCGUGGUGUGGAGUGGGACAGGGAGAGAGGAGGGCCCCUACCAGAGAGGGAAUAUCCUCCCUACCCUCCACGUGGGCCUCCACCACCCCCCGACCGCUUCAGAGAGGAUGAGUGGGUCGACGACCGAGGCAGAGACCGUUCUCAAUACCCCUAUGAAGAAGAUGAGUGUGGAAGAGGAGUGCUCCGAAGUCGUGACUACCUUGAAGGCCCUCCAUACAGGCGUGAUGAUCCCCCCUAUCAACCCCCUCCAGAUUGGGAAAGGCCCAGAUCACCUCUUCCAGAGAGGAGCUACCCUGCAGAGUUUGAUGAUCGUAGGCCCCAUUACGAUGUGCGACCAGAGCCCCCGAGAUCGGAUCUUGAUAUCCCUCCACCACCGCCUCCCCAGCUUUCUGCUCCUCUCAGUACUGGACCUGAUGGCUCUCAGGAACAAGCAGCACAGGGAAGCGGUCCCGGUGUGCUGGCUCUGUCACAGCGACAACAUGAGAUCAUCUUGAAAGCUGCUCAGGAGCUCAAACUCAUCAGGUCUGUUUCCAUGGUACUGAACAGAGAAAUACAUGAGAAUAGAACAGAGGGAGAGGCCUUACCGCUUGCUGCUGAGCCCAAAUCGGAGCUCCCUGCUGGGUUACUGGGGCUUGAGAUACCCCCAGAGGUCCGGAGUGCCCUACAGGCGACCAAUCUCAUGUCUAGCUCAGUACCUACUAAAACUGUAACGUGGGGGGAUGCCAACCCUGCAGACACUGGGUACUUGUCUUCUGCUCCAGUCCCCAAACCAUCGGUGAUCCCCAAGACUGUUGAAUAUGGACAUGGACAUGAUCUUGGUGCUGCUACAGUAGAACGGAUCUCUUAUGGUGAGAGGAUUGUGCUGAGGCCCGAUCCUUUGUCUGACAGAGAGAGGGAAAGGAGCUAUGAAAAAGAACACUUGGGUCCCCCAAGAGAGAGGGAACCUUACAACAGAGACCCAUAUUAUGACCGGCGGCCAGUGGCUCCCUAUCUGGAGCGCAGGGAGUACAGUCGAGAGAGGGAGAUGUACCGAGAACCUCCCAUGGACUUUGAGAGAGAGCGAUUUGAGAGGGAACGUUAUCCUUCUCGAGAUGACAGUGUUGAUGAAAGACCUCCACCAGGCCACCCCCCACCUCGCCCUGGGUACAGAGAGCGGGACAUCAGGGGGGAUGUGAGGGAGUCCGGACGUUCCAGUAGAGACAGAGAAGACCAUUAUGGGAGGCCUGUUGGUUAUGACCGACCUCCAUAUGACCGUGGGCUUGACCGUGUGCCUGACCGCGUGUCUGACCGUUACGACCAUGGACCCCCUCCAUAUGGGGAGCGGAGGAUUUACCCUGAGGAGAGAGGAGGGGGGUCCCAAGGGGGUCCCACGGCAUCCCAUCCUCCACCCCCUCCAGCAGCACCUCCAGCCAGGGUGGAGAAGAAACCAGAGACAAAGAAUGUUGAGGACCUUCUUAAACCACCAGGCCGAGAAACUCGUCCAGAAAGGAUCGUGAUCAUUAUGAGAGGCCUACCAGGAAGUGGUAAAAGUCACGUGGCCAAGCUGAUUCGGGACAAGGAGGUCGAGUGUGGAGGAGCACCACCUCGAGUGUUGGGCUUAGAUGACUACUUCAUGACAGAGGUGGAGAAGAUGGAGAAGGACCCAGAUACAGGGAAAAGGUUCAAAACCAAGUGUCUGGAAUAUGAGUAUGAGCCUGAGAUGGAAGACACAUACCGAAACAGUAUGUUUAAAACUUUUAAGAAAACUCUAGACGACGGCUUUUUCCCAUUUAUCAUCAUCGACGCUAUUAACGACAGGGUGAAAUACUUCGAUCAGUUCUGGAGUGCCGCCAAGACUAAAGGUUUUGAGGUAUACUUGGCUGAAAUCACUUCUGACAAUCAGACCUGUGCUAAGAGAAAUACCCACGGUCGAAAGCUGAAGGAUAUUCAAAAGAUGUCCAGCACUUGGGAAUCCUCUCCACGUCACAUGAUGCGCCUGGAUGUUCGCUCCCUGCUCCAGGAUGCUGCUAUAGAGGAAGUUGAAAUGGAAGACUUCAACCCUGAUGACGAGACACCGAAGGAGCCCAGGAAGGAGGAGGAAGAGGAAGAUGUUAAGACGACCUGUUUACAGCAAGGGCUGGUUCUAAUCUACAGACGACCUGUUUACAGCACGGGCUGGUUCUAAUCUACAGACGACCUGUUUACAGCAAGGACUGGUUCUAAUCUACAGACGACCUGUUUUCAGCAAGGACUGGUUCUAAUCUACAGACGACCUGUUUUCAGCAAGGGCUGGUUCAAAUCUACAGACAUUCAUUAAUUUAAAUAGCUGGUCAAUACGUGAGCCCCUAGGAGACCCAUGAGAAUCCUAAGUGAAAUGAUGAUUUUCCUGAAGAUGAAUUUUGUGCACAAAAUGACACUGCUGAAACCACUGUAAUAAUCCCCAGAUGACACUGCUGAAACCAUUGUAAUAAUCCCCAGAUGACACUGCUGAAACCAUUGUAAUAAUCCCCAGAUGACACUGCUGAAACCAUUGUAAUAAUCCCCAGAUGACACUGCUGAAACCACUGUAAUAACCCCCAGAUGACACUGCUGAAACCACUGUAACAAUCCCCCGAUGACACUGCUGAAACCACUGUAAUAACCCCCAGAUGACAUUGCUGCAACCACUGUAAAAAUCCCAUGAUGACACUGCUGAAACCACUGUAAUAACCCCCAGAUGACACUGCUGAAACCACUGUAAUAAUCCCCAGAUGCGGCUGGCUUUGAAGAUGUUCUGAGAACAUACCUGUGGAAGACCUAAUUUGCUUGACAUAUCCACUAUGGGUCUACUGUGUCUGAUAUGGAACUUAAACUUCUUGUGAAAUGGCUGGAACUUUAAGCAGAGAUGCCAAGGUGAGAAUAUUGUGGAUUGUAGGAACAAAACUUGAAUCUGUGAAGUAAUUGUUGAUUACAAAAUGUUUUAAUUGCUAGAUUGCCAGGCUGUCCUAAAGACCAUUGUUAAUGAUCAAUAUCCAAAAGCUUAAAUGAUAAACUGAAUUUCUUUAAAGAGUGAAAAGGCAUUGAUUUAUACAGUAUUUCCAUUGUUAUUUUAAUUAUAAAUGUAACAUCAAUUGCAACAAAUUGUUUUUAUAAAAACCUAAAUUCAUGUAAAAAUAAAAAACUUGUAUGUUUGCUUAAAGUCUUAGUAAUUUCCCAAAAAAGCUUUGAUAAUAAAGGCUUCAUUGUUUUGAUGUAUAGAACAUCUAAGAAAAUGAUUUUGAUGAGUGAGGGGAAAGGAGACAGCCAUGGUGAAUUGAAAGGGGACAGCCAUUGUAUAUUAAAGAAUUUGUUCUUGUGUGGCUUGUUUAAUUUUUGUCUCCGUCUAGAUUCUUUGGAAGAGUGUUCCCUCCUCUGCGUUGGAAAAACAUUUUGUUAAUUAAAUCAUACAAUUCUUACAUUCCCUCUGGCAUUUACAGUUGGGUCCGGAACUAUUUGGACACUGACAAUUUUCAUAAUUUGGGCUCUCUACGCCACCACAAUGGAAAUGAAAAACCAAGAUGCAAUUGAAGUUCAGACUGUUCAUGACAUCGCACUGCCUCCACCGUGUUUUACAGAUGAUGUGUUAUGCUUUGCAUCAUGAGCAGUUCCAAGCCUUCUCCAUGCCAUUUUUAUUUCUCUCAUUCUGGUACAGUUUCAUCUGUCAAAAGAUUGCUGUUCCCAAACUGGACUGGCUUUUUUUUAGAUGCUUUUUUUGCAAAGUGUAAUCUGUCAUCUCUAUUCUUGAGGCUUAUUUAAGGUUUGCACCUUGGGGUGAACUCUGUAUUUGCUCUCAUGAAGAUUUCUCUUUAUGGUAGACUUGAAUAAUAAUAUGCCUCCUGGAGAGUGUUCUUCACUUGGCAGAAUAUUGUGAAGUGUUUCUUUACCUAGGAAAGGAUCCUACGAUCAUCCACCCUUGUCUUGCCUUCCGUGGACAUGCAGGCCUUUUUGUGUUGCAGAGCUCACCAGUGCGUAUUUUUCUCAGAAUGUACUAAACUGUUGAUUUGGCUCUCCUAAUUUUUCAGCAAUCUCUAAUGUUGACCGCAUGUUGUGGGUUCACAGCAACAGCUUCCAAAUGCGAAUGGCACACCUGGAGUCAAACUCCAAUCCUUUUACUUGCUUAAUUGAUGAAGAAAUAA
Messenger RNA from Esox lucius (northern pike), 7978 nucleotides. It is a transcript of the gene ylpm1, whose product is annotated as YLP motif containing 1. Gene Ontology annotation, cellular component: nucleus. Gene Ontology annotation, biological process: regulation of telomere maintenance. NCBI's taxonomy places the organism in Eukaryota, Metazoa, Chordata, Actinopteri, Esociformes, Esocidae. The transcript has 21 exons. The record is from RefSeq and is a predicted model, not a curated record. Bases 247 to 6009 code for a protein of 1920 amino acids.